Messenger RNA from Phycomyces blakesleeanus NRRL 1555(-), 588 nucleotides. RefSeq lists its product as hypothetical. NCBI's taxonomy places the organism in Eukaryota, Fungi, Mucoromycota, Mucoromycetes, Mucorales, Phycomycetaceae. The record is from RefSeq and is a predicted model, not a curated record. The transcript has a single exon. Gene Ontology annotation, cellular component: endoplasmic reticulum membrane. The annotation marks the transcript as partial. Gene Ontology annotation, biological process: lipid droplet organization; phospholipid biosynthetic process; lipid storage.
AUUGGACAAGCACCGAUCUCAUACUUUAGUCUCAAGCAUAAUGUGUUCAACAAGUACUUUGUAAAGAUUGGCUGGUUCUGGGUCACUGUUGUCUACCUACCUUACCUGGCUCUUGUGCUGUCCAAGCGAAAGUUUGAUUCGCAGCGAUUUGCACAAGGCAUACUUCGUUAUGUUGUCGCAACAACUUACUGGUAUCUGAUGACCCAAUCGUUUUUCGGACCGAGCAUAAUCGACCGAGUGUUUGUUGCUACGGGUGGACAUUGUUCUUCAAAGAUUUACAAGAAUGGAUCCGACACAAUCGUUGCAUACGACAAUAUCUUCCAGCAGUCCAGCUGUCGUCGUUUGGGUGGUAACUGGACAGGUGGCCAUGAUGUGUCUGGCCAUUGCGUCAUGCUCAUCCACGCAAGUCUGUUCCUGUGGGAGGAGCUGAGCUGGGUGUUCUGGUCGGUGCCUACAUUCCAGCGCAUCAGAAGCCAAGGUGGGCUGGAGUGGUUCUCUAUCCUUUCGGUCUUUAGUCUUUUGGGUCUCUGGUGGUGGAUGGUGCUGAUGACAAGUGUAUAUUUCCAUGGUCAUUUGGAAUUAUUGUCU